CAGAAUUUGACAUUGGAAAAAAUGGGCGGGAUGACACAGCAACUUGAAAAUGUCCAAAACCAGUCGCAGCGGAAAGAUUGUGAGUGCUCAAAAUUGCAGGAGAAAUCUCAGCAGUUACAGAACGAAGUAGAUGAGAUGCGUCGUCAAAAAGCAAGUGUUGAAACACAACUAAGGCAAAUGGAACAGCAAUUGCUUUGGGAAAGAGACCGAGUUGAAGCCCAAAACCAGCGAUUGAGAGAGAUGGAACAAAAACUGGCGCAAAGAGAGAAGAGUUCCUAUGAUUGGAUUAUCAGCCGUAAUGAAGUUCAAGUGACCGAUAAGCGCCUUGGGUCUGGAGGUUGGGGAACGGUUUAUGAGGGCAGAUACUGUGGUUGUGCUGUUGCCGUGAAACAAAUCCACGAAGACUUUGCUCCAGCUUGUAGUCUUAAAAUGUUUCAGCGUGAAAUUGACAUGGCUUCAAAAUGCCGCCAUCCAUGUUUGCUGCAAUUUAUUGGAGCAAUUAUCGACGAGGAUUGUCCUCUCCUGGUGACAGAGCUAAUGGAAACAAGUCUACGGCGACUUUUGAAUAAAAGAUCUCUGUCCAUCGAAGAAGUCUCCAUAAUUUCGCUGGAUGUGGCUCGGGCACUGAACUACCUUCACCAAAAACGACCUGUACCAAUGAUUCAUCGCGACAUUAACAGUGCCAAUGUGUUGUUAUGGCGAAAGGCCGGACGAGAGGCAGGCAUUCAAGAGGCUCAAUGGAGAGGAAAGGUUUCCGAUUAUGGCACUGCCAAAUUUGUGGAACAAGUCAUGACUCAAACUCCUGGAUGUUUGGCGUACAGUGCACCUGAGGCGCGUACAACGACCCAAACAGCGAAGAUGGAUGUCUACAGCUUUGGUGUUCUUCUGUGUGAAAUGUGCAUUCAAGAAUAUCCAGAACCUGACAGGCGUGAUGAGCAAGUCGACAAGAUGUCAAACCGAGCGCUGCAAGAGCUCGUGCGCCAAUGUUUGCAAACGAACCCAAAUGAUAGACCAGAUAUGACAGAAAUCAUUGACAAACUUGAGCAGUUCCAGGAAGUGCUACGGGAGUCUUGUCAUAUUUUUAAAGAGGGGAAUGCUGUGACGUUUCAUCCAGAAUUGUCUCCAAGCAAGGCCUGAGACGAGAUCAAGUAUGGAAGAGAACAUUUUCCAAUGAGAACAACUAUAGUAAGAUUGUAGAUUUAAGCUUUGUUAGCGUGAGGUAAAUGUAGUUUCUCGGUAAUAUUCUAGCAUUCUUUACCAAAAAUUGUAGAUAACGUGGAAAUUCAUCUUAAAAUUCACGGUCAUAACUCUACAUAAUAUUAUAGCACAGGUAUUAAAAAACAUAUCAAAGAGAAAUUGUAGCGAGUUGAAACUGCAAUUUUUGAUUGGCUAUUGUCAAGUGUUCCAAGUGGUAUUGAUGACAAUAUAAUUUCCUUAGUGAGGGGGAUUUAUGAUGAGUAAGCGACAGUCUUCUGUCAUUACCUUUUCGCUUGCUGGAUAAGCUCCAUCUAGUUAAAAGUACUCAACCUUGGGCCUCUCUGCAGAUAUAAUGCUCCCACCUGAUUGAGUGUCCAUUUUAAGUCUUUCUGUGAGAACGUAAGGCGCCCUCGCUCAGAAAGUUGUUGCAGAUACCUUUAAAAUUACAAAAAAAUUAAUGCUCAUAAAACACCCUCGUUCCGGAACCCGCGUUGAAUUUUCCUAGAAAGAUAUUCCUCGGAAAAUUGCAUGCUACCUUUAAAUUAAGGCAGUUUUUUCGUGCAUCACGACAGCAGCAACACUCAGUUUAAGGGCCUGGUUACAUGGUGCGGGCUGGCUCGGUUUUGCCGAGAUCUCGU
This is a messenger RNA of Pocillopora verrucosa, 1835 nucleotides long. Lineage: Eukaryota; Metazoa; Cnidaria; Anthozoa; Scleractinia; Pocilloporidae. The record is from RefSeq and is a predicted model, not a curated record.